CAAAGGUUCCUUGAUGAGAAUGUUCUCUUCUGACAAGUGGAGGAAGAGCGGCUUUGCUAAGCUUCGGGAAGGGAAAAGAGUUCAAGCGAUAGUACUUGAUGGCAGAUUUUGGCAAGAUGUGUCAAUUUGCCUUAGAGCUUCUCAACCUCUAGUCAAGGUUCUACGCUUGGUUGAUUCUGAUGAAAAACCAGCAAUGCCUUUCUUAUACUUUGAGAUGAUCCAAGCAAAGGAGAAGAUUAAGAGCAACUUCAACAAUGUGGAAAAAAGAUAUAAACCUAUCUUGAAGAUAAUUGACAAAAGGUGGGAAGAUCAAAUGAGUAGGCCCUUUCACUAUGCUGCAUAUUGGUUGAAUCCCCAAAUUCACCAUUCUCAUGGUAUGGGAUUUAACUAUAAUGAUCCAAAGGUGAAAGUAGCUUUGUAUGAAUGUGUGAGUAGAGUUGCAAAGGAUGAUGAAGAGAAGUUUAGGAUUAUGGAACAGUUGCAU
Linum tenue is the source of this 484-nucleotide messenger RNA. NCBI's taxonomy places the organism in Eukaryota, Viridiplantae, Streptophyta, Magnoliopsida, Malpighiales, Linaceae. The record is from the annotation of a GenBank genome assembly.